Hevea brasiliensis (rubber tree) is the source of this 879-nucleotide messenger RNA. Its product is annotated as pro-hevein-like. The transcript has 2 exons. Gene Ontology annotation, biological process: defense response to fungus; defense response to bacterium. NCBI's taxonomy places the organism in Eukaryota, Viridiplantae, Streptophyta, Magnoliopsida, Malpighiales, Euphorbiaceae. The record is from RefSeq and is a predicted model, not a curated record. Gene Ontology annotation, molecular function: chitin binding; RNA nuclease activity. The coding region runs from base 39 to 656 and encodes 205 amino acids.
UAUCAUUUGCAAACCAGAAAAUCAAGAAUUGGGAAGAAAUGGGAAGAGUUAUGAAUAUAUGUAUGGUUGUUUUAUUAUGUUUAACAGGUGUUGCAAUUGCUGAGCAAUGUGGUCGGCAAGCAGGUGGCAAGCUCUGCCCCAAUAACCUAUGUUGUAGCCAGUGGGGGUGGUGUGGCUCCACUGAUGAAUAUUGUUCACCUGAUCAUAACUGCCAAAGCAAUUGCAAAGACAGCGGCGAAGGUGUUGGUGGUGGAAGUGCUUCCAACGUUCUUGCGACGUACCAUUUGUAUAAUUCACAGGAUCAUGGAUGGGACUUGAAUGCCGCAAGUGCAUAUUGCUCUACAUGGGAUGCUAACAAGCCAUAUUCAUGGCGGAGCAAGUAUGGCUGGACUGCAUUCUGCGGUCCCGUCGGAGCACACGGCCAACCCUCCUGUGGAAAGUGCUUGAGUGUGACAAAUACAGGGACUGGAGCUAAAACGACAGUGAGGAUUGUGGAUCAGUGUAGUAAUGGAGGACUAGAUUUGGACGUGAAUGUUUUCCGUCAACUGGACACAGAUGGGAAAGGAUAUGAACGAGGUCAUCUUACAGUGAACUACCAAUUUGUUGAUUGUGGAGAUACCCAAGUCAACCCUCUAUUCCCCAUUAUGGAUCAUUAAUACACUAAUUAAUAACAUUGGGUUGGAUGUAUGUUAAGUCAAUUAUAAUAAAUAAAGGCCAAUUAAUGCUUUAUUAAUUGGCUACUGCAAUAACUUGUGAAUUGUGAUAAAUAAUUUUAUUCAACCAAUGUGCAAAAGCGGGUUUGGCUUGGAAAGUUGGAAUUUCUCUUGUAUGAGAUUGAUUGAUAAAAAUAAAAUAAAAUAAAAUUCUUUAAUUGUGAUA